AUGAUCAAAGUAUCCUUGUACACCUUUUCCCUUCUGUGCCUCCCUCUCAUUGGUGCCCAGUAUGGAGGAAGAGCUUCUAGCGACACUACUACAGCCACUGCGAGCUCAACAGAGAGUGGUUCAGCUUCAAACACCACCCGAUCAGUUGACGUUGGUAAAAGUGGUUUUACCUUUGAUCCUGAUACCGUCCACGUCCCUGCGGGAGGCGUAGUCGAGUUCCAUUUCUAUCCAGGCGAUCACUCAAUUGCUCAGGCCGCAUUUAAUAACCCUUGUCAUCCUAUAAGUGAUACUGGCUUCUUCAGCGGAUUUAUGGCAUCUGCUGAUAACGGAAAGCCUGUCUGGUCAUUGACUGUUAAUGAUACAAAUUCGAUCUGGUUCUACUGCGGCCAAGUUGGACAUUGUCAAGCUGGCAUGGUUGGUGUGAUUAAUCCGUCUGGCUCAGAUGCGCUGGAUUCAUUCAAGUCAGCAGCUUCUAGUGCAAAUGGUCAGAGUGUACCAGCCACGGCCCAAGGUGGCAUUCUUGGUACGCCGAGCACUGGUCAGAUUACCACAACCUCUAGCAGUGAGACUGCCACAAGCGGUCCGCCAGCAACCAGCAGUAUGAAUACAACUAGCAGCACGUCUCCUGGUAGCGGGACACAGACCAGCACAGGUGGCUCCGGCCCUAGCACCACAAAUACGGCAAAUAAUCUACACGAUUUAAUUGGUCUCAAUGUCUUGGCCAUACUUACCUUGGUAAUGGUUAUGUUCCUUAUGUAG
Messenger RNA from Penicillium cataractarum, 759 nucleotides. RefSeq names its product cupredoxin domain-containing protein. The coding region runs from base 1 to 759 and encodes 252 amino acids. The record is from RefSeq and is a predicted model, not a curated record. The transcript is spliced from 3 exons. Lineage: Eukaryota; Fungi; Ascomycota; Eurotiomycetes; Eurotiales; Aspergillaceae.